AUGCGCUAAGCGCUCUCCUCGCUAGCUCGCCUACAUGAACACAGGCAUCCAGUGUCCCGCACAGAAGCAUUUACAAAUGAUGCAGCUUCCUUCGCGCCUGAUAAAGUCCCUUUCAUUUUCUUCAUUACCAGCUACGCCUACCCUUCAAGACAUUGCUUACCAGCAACCAAAAGGUAUUGCAAAGGUUGUACUGAAAAAGGGUAAGUCACAGCUCUUUAAGGAUGGAAAUCCAAUGGUUUACAGUGGAGCUGUUGAUAGAAUAAUUGGAAGACCGCCUCCUAAGACUGGAGAUAUUGUUCUGGUGGCUGAUGGCACUGAGAAGCCAAUUGGGUGGGGCAUGUACAAUUCAGCUUCUAUGUUCUGUGUUCGGCUCAUGCAGUUUGAAGAUGAAGCUACUAGUGACCCAUCGUGUGCUUUGAACAUCAAGAAAUUGCUUGAAACAAGAAUAGCUUCAGCCAUUGAAUUGCGUGAAAGGUUGGGUCUUCCUUCAGCACAGACAAACGCAUAUCGUCUAAUUAAUAGUGAAGGGGAUAGAUUAUCAGGAUUGAUCAUCGACAUCUUUGGAGAUGUAGCUGUAAUAGCAUCAUCUGCUGCUUGGGUUGAGAAGUACAGAGCAGAGAUAGAGGCAUGCAUCUGUAAAAUUGAUGGUAUCAAUCACAUAAAUUGGCGACCAUCUCUUGAUCUUAAGGAAGAAGGCAUGGAUGUGUCCAAUUUGAAGGAAAUUCAUUCAUCUACCAGUCCUGAAAGGUCAAAGAUUAUGGAAAACGGAAUUUCAUAUGCAAUUUCUCUCCAGGGUCAGAAGACAGGAUUUUAUGCAGAUCAGCGUGAGAACCGCCACUUUGUAUCAAGAAUUUCAGGUGGACAGAAGGUUCUUGAUAUUUGCUGCUAUAGUGGUGGUUUUGCUCUAAAUGCCAUACGUGGAGGUGCUGUGAGUGUUACUGGUGUUGACACAUCACUGGCGGCUUUGGAGCUUGCUAAAGAAAAUGUUGUACUUAACAAUAUGGAUCCUGAAAGCAUAUCAUUUUUGAGAGAAGAUGCAACGGCAUUUAUGAAGAGUGCUCUCUCAAGAAAUGAAUCAUGGGAUAUUAUCAUCAUUGAUCCUCCUAAACUAGCACCAUCAAAGAAGGUUCUGCAUAGUGCAUCAGGCAUGUACAGAAAUAUGAACUCAUUGGCUAUGAAACUAACAAAAAGAGGCGGCCUUCUAAUGACUUGUUCUUGUUCAGGAGCUGUAGCCCAAAGUGGAAUAUUUUUGCGGAUUCUUCAGGGCGCAGCAUCCAUGGCAGAGAGAAAAAUCACUGUUCUAAGACAGGCUGGAGCAGCUUGUGAUCAUCCUGUGGACCCAUCUUACCCAGAAGGUGCAUACCUUUCCAACAUCCUACUACGAGUACUGUGAGGAUGGUGCAUAAGAGGUUCAUUCACUCGAUUGCUUCCACGUAGUUCUGUAUGUAUUGUAAUUUGGAAAAUUGCUCAAUAUCUCAGGCACAAAAUUGUGCUUUUCUCAAACUAACUUAAAAGGCAAAGAUUUUCAUUGAUUCUUAUAGCUCGCAAGCAAAGCAAUGUAAUGUGUGGUUAGAAGGCCUAUUGCAGUUUCAAAUGCUAGGGUUAUUAAUUUUUUGGAACUAUACUGUAAUGGAAUUCUCUGUUAACUAGAAUCACUCCUGUACAAAUGUAUGCACGAUUGAAACAUUUUCAAACAAUCCAAUUUCAUUAUCAAGA
Messenger RNA from Prosopis cineraria, 1716 nucleotides. RefSeq lists its product as uncharacterized. Gene Ontology annotation, molecular function: methyltransferase activity; RNA binding. The record is from RefSeq and is a predicted model, not a curated record. NCBI's taxonomy places the organism in Eukaryota, Viridiplantae, Streptophyta, Magnoliopsida, Fabales, Fabaceae.